AUGUCAGUCUUCGAGCCAAUGGUUGUCAGAGGUGUGAUUAAAAACACCUUGACUGCUGGUGAAUGUGUAAAGUUUGAGACUAAUUGGAAUGAAUCUGUGAAACAAUGUGUCAGAGCAUGGGAAGGUAGUCAUUCAACCCCAGCCAGUGAAUUUCAAAUGGCCCAGUACGAAUGGGAGGCCCAUGUGGUCGAGUAUGUGGACUUUGUCAGUUCGGCAACAUCUGUUCACCCCAACAGCAAGAGUGGGUCAGUUCCACCAAAUCUGAAGAGUAGCAUACCUUUUUAUGGCCCUCAAUUUACACCUCCAACAUUUUUGCAACUAGAAAAACGUAAACAUCUUCCAAAUGUGAAGCCUGGAACUGCUUACAUGAAGGAGAUAACCAUUGUCCACCCCUUCUAUUUUGACGGCCUUGAUCAAUGCCCGAGGUUCUUCUUCAAAAAAUGCGGUAUGACACGCGAUCUGUUUGAUCUGAUCAUUGAGUUGCGACCUUCAACCACAUCGGCUGGACUGGCAGAAAAUUUCAAAUGUGUUUGUAUUUCUCUCGACAAUACUUUCAAAGCUGCAGGGAAGGCAACAGUGGCAGAUAAGCAGAAGACAAGGACCAAGUUCAUGAGGGGGGGAAUGCUUACCGCUAUAAACGAGGAUAAUGAGAUACUUUUUUGGAGACUUUGCCAAACUCAAGCAAACACAGAAAUGGAGGAGUUGCUUGAAGGCUUGAAGUCUCGCUAUGAAAAACUGGAUCAGCCCCUCCCACAAAUGGUCAUUGUUGAUAACUGCUGCCACGUACGCAGUGCAGUCAAUAAAGCAAUGCCAGAUGCACAAGUUGGCCUGGAUGUAUUCCAUUUCAUUAUGAGGUAUCUUGCUGCCAUUCUCAACGGAACCAGGAACCCUCAGUGUUUGGCUGUAGCCCACGACAUUAGCAAAGCUAUCCUGAGUUCACGGGCAUCAGGUAAUGGAGAAAGUGCGAAGUAUCAAACAAAAGAAGAGCAAGAGGUCCAGCUUCAAACGAUGUUUGAGAAGUGGGCCGAAAAGGGCGGGGUGUGGUCUGCAGCUGCCUCCAAGGUGCACGCAGACCAGUUCGCACACAUCAAAAAAGGGUGUUUGAUGCGAGUUUGGCAAGAUAUAAGAUCAGAUAGAAGCCGCAUUGAAGGGUUGCACAAGGCUUGGAACGGCAUCAUGCGGUCAUUCGCCAGCGGCCUGGAGAUGUUCUUAGCCUUAGCUAACCACAUUGCCAACUCAUGGAACAGCUUGCUUUCCACAGAACCAACUCACAGCAACAACAGUCAAGAGCUGAAGGCACGCCCUUUCCUUUCAUCCAUCAACACCAAAGAAUCCUUUGGUCUUGGCCCCUCUAACCACAGCUCAAUAUUUGGAGGCCUCAUAGAAGUUAAGACUGAGGCUAAUUUUGAUGAGCAAGACCUCAGCCUGGAUCAAUUAGACUUAGAUGCCGAGAUUGAGCCCACAUCAAUCCUGCAAUGCCUGGAUAUCGACCCCAACUUGCUUACACUGACACACAAUACUCAUGUGCUCUACUUGAGUGAAAUGAUGGCUAUAACUGAGCCAACAGCGCUUGCCAAUUCCAGCCAAUCUGGGCCUCUCAAGCGGAAGGUCCCAUUUUAUGACCUAACUGAAGAUUUGGGGCCACUUGCUGGCGCAUUGGAAGGCCCACUACAGAAGAAGAGUUGUAUCCCCACUGCUCAGGAGACAACAGCGAACACCCUAAGUACAUCAGCAACAAAUGCCCCAAGUACACCGGCUACAAAUGCCUCAAGUAUACAGGCAAAAGGCACUACUGUCGCCCCCAAGUGCCCUAGUGACAAACACACGAGCCAAAACUUGAUGGCGGCCUUCUCACCACUUGCUGACCCCAACUUGAAUGGUCUCUCACGCUUUCAGCGCAUAUUUUCCAUCUUGACGGGUAUCGACCCACGUUCACUCACCCUCAACUCUAGUGCCAAAUUUUUCCUAUUCAUGGAUAUGCGCCUACAAAAUAAAUGGGCAUUGUUCAGCAUGACGUCUCAAAAAUGGGUUCUGGCUACAGCAGACUAUAAUAGUAGACUAGAGAAGCUUCCUAAGUCUGGUGGUAGCCCAGCAGUUAUGAAAAAUCCCCGUGCACUAUUUGACAAAUUGGGGGAAAUAGAGACAAAGAUUGUCAAGAGGAUCAAGUCUAAUAAUUUUCAUCAAGCGGCAAUGAGAAGUUUUGGAGAACCCAUUGUUUCAUUGUCCAGCUCGUUAAAGGAGAAAACACAGACCUGAAAUCAGGAAACCACAAGAAACUAUUCUGUUCUGACGGUGUUCCUGUCAGAAAGGAUUUCCCAGACAAGCUUCCACCCUGGCCACAGCCUCAAGGCAUUUUUGUGAAUGGCACUCACUUUCAUCCUCGGGUUUUCCUCUCAACUAUUCAUGAAAUAUAUGAGAAGGUCAUAAUUGAGGGUGGAAAUGGUGCUGACCUUGAGAUGGAAUAUCAGGCAUUUGCAGCUAUUGUAACAACCAAGAGUGAAUUACUCUGGCACACACAGAACACACUAGAAGGAGGAUGAAGUUGGGGAGUGGUUACCCCUUAGGCUGCAGUGAGUUAGUUGGUAUACAAC
Molecule: messenger RNA, 2591 nt
Organism: Serpula lacrymans var. lacrymans S7.9
Lineage: Eukaryota; Fungi; Basidiomycota; Agaricomycetes; Boletales; Serpulaceae
Exons: 14
Coding region: 1-2256 (751 amino acids)
Source: RefSeq, a predicted model, not a curated record